This is a messenger RNA of Canis lupus familiaris (dog), 3257 nucleotides long. It is a transcript of the gene FAM171B, whose product is annotated as family with sequence similarity 171 member B. The transcript has 8 exons. The record is from RefSeq and is a predicted model, not a curated record. NCBI's taxonomy places the organism in Eukaryota, Metazoa, Chordata, Mammalia, Carnivora, Canidae. The coding region runs from base 1 to 2460 and encodes 819 amino acids.
AUGGCGGGGCUCGGCCGGCGCGUGCCCGGGGCGGUGCUGCUGGGCCUGGCCGCGGUGCUGCUGAGCGCGCGCCUGGUCCCCGCGGCCGCCCGCGCCGAGCUCGGCCGCUCCGACCUGAGCCUCAUCCAGCAGCAGCGGCAGCGGCAGCGGCAGCGGGAGGAGGCCGCGCGGGACGGGCCGGGGCCCCCGGCGCCCUCGCCCACCGCGCCCGCCGCAGUGUCUGUCUUUAUGCUGAAAGUGCAGGUGAAUGACAUCAUCAGCCGUCAGUACCUGAGUCAGGCGGUCGUAGAAGUGUUUGUGAACUACACGAAAACAAACUCCGCAGUAACUACGGACAAUGGAGCAGUGUUGAUUAAAGUACCCUACAAAUUAGGGCUCAGCUUAACCAUUAUCGCUCACAAAGAUGGCUACGUGUUGACUCCCCUGCCUUGGAAGACUGGAAAAAUGCCAAUAUAUUCAUCAGUGACUCUUUCACUGUUCCCGCAAAGCCAAGCAAACAUAUGGCUGUUUGAAGACACCGUCUUAAUCACCGGAAAACUAGCGGAUGCCAAAUCUCAACCAAGUGUUCAGUUUUCAAAAGCCUUAAUUAAACUACCCAACAACCACCACAUUAACAACGUAACAGGCUAUCUCACAGUCCUACAACAGUUUUUGAAAGUGGACAAUUUCCUGUAUACAACUGGAAUUACCCUCAAUAAAUCAGGUUUUGAAAGCCUUGAAUUGACUCCUCUUGCUGCAGUAUGUGUGAAAAUAUAUUCCGGAGGAAAAGAAUUAAAGGUGGAUGGCUCUAUUCAAGUGUCCCUCCCGCUUCUACAUACAAAUGGCGUAAGUGCAGGGGAUCACGUACCUGCCUGGACGUUUGAUAUGGACAUAGGUGCUUGGGUGAAUCAUGGCCGGGGAACAGUCAAGGCAUAUAAUAAUCACUUAAUUUGGACGUACGAUGCACCACAUUUGGGUUAUUGGAUAGCAGCUCCACUUCCAGGAACUAGAGGUUCAGGUAUAAAUGGAGACUCAAGGGACAUAACUGCCUACCACACGGUGUUUCUCACAGCCAUAUUAGGAGGAACAAUCGUCAUUGUCAUUGGAUUCUUUGCUGUACUUCUUUGUUAUUGCAGGGAUAAGUGUGGUACUCCACAGAAAAGAGAAAGAAAUAUCACUAAACUCGAAGUACUCAAGAGAGACCAGACAACUUCAACAACACACAUAAAUCACAUCAGUUCGGUCAAAGUCGCGUUAAAAGCCGAGGACAAGUCACAGUUAUUUAAUGCCAAAAACUCCUCCUAUAGCCCUCAGAAAAAGGAACCAUUGAAGGCAGAAGCGGAAGAAAGAGUUUCCAUGGUAAAGACUCGGGACAAUUUUAAGAUCUACAAUGAGGAUGUUUCAUUUCUAUCCGCCAAUCCAAACAGUUACUCGAGGAGCCCAGCACAGUCUUUGGAGCCCAGCGUAGGGUCCAAACAGCCGAGACAUAUUAACAGCAAUCUGGCUUCAUCUCUAGGUGAGGCUCAGGAGGAAAAGCGGUAUCUCACAGGUAAGGAAGAGGGAUACGGACAUUCCCACAUCCCCGAACAGCUUAUGCAUAUCUACAGCCAACCCAUUGCCAUCCUUCAAACGUCGGACCUUUUCGCCACUCCUGAGCAGUUACCUACGGCCAAGUCAGCCACUUUGCCACGAAAGGGACAGCUGGUCUAUGGCCAGUUGAUGGAACCGGUCAGUAGGGAGAGUUUCACACAGACAUUACCCAAAAUGCCGGUGCAUUCUCAUGCACAGCCCCCGGACGCCAGGGAAGAAAAGAUCCCACUGGAAGGCCAGCAGAGCUUGCCAUCCCAGACUUCCGAUUGGAGCCGGUAUUCCAGCAGCUUACUCGAAUCUGUUUCUGUUCCCGGAACGCUGAACGAGGCUGUUGUGAUGACUCCCUUCUCAUCAGAGCUGCAGGGGAUCUCGGAGCAGACCCUCCUGGAGCUGUCCAGGGGAAAGCCGUCCCCGCAUCCCAGAGCGUGGUUUGUGUCUCUCGAUGGAAAACCGGUCGCACAAGUGAGACAUUCCUUUAUAGACCUGAAAAAGGGCAAGAGAGCCCAGAGCAACGACACGAGUUUGGACUCUGGGGUGGACAUGAAUGAGCACCACUCAAGCAGAAAGCUCGAGAGGGAGAAGACUUUCAUCAAGAGCAUGCAUCAGCCUAAGAUCCUUUACUUAGAAGAUUUAGACCUGAGCAGUAGUGAGAGUGGGACUACCGUGUGUUCCCCCGAGGACCCAGCGUUAAGGCACAUCCUCGAUGCAGGGAGUGGAGCCAUCCUGGAACACCCCGGGGAGGAGUCUCCGGGAAGGAGAGGCACCGUCGAAGACCUUGAGGCCAGUAUCUCCCCCACCAGAAGAAGGGGCAGACCAGCACUAGCCAAAAGAGACAGCAAGACUAAUAUCUGGAAGAGGCGGGAGGAACGCCCCCUGAUUCCCAUAAAUUAGCCAGUCGCGAGGGUGGCCGUGUCCCUGCCGCCUCGCUUGGUCUCGCUUCCUGCACGUUGCUGGGUGAGCCUCCGAGGACGUGGAGGCCGAGCCGUCCCGUGGGCCCUGGACACGUCUCAAGGGGAGUAAAUAGCAAACUGGCAGUUCACUGAUGACAGACGAAGAUACCAAGGGAUGCUUUUUCUGGCCUGUUCGUUUAUUUUUGCGGGGUGAAUUGGAAGGAUCCAGGAGUUCAAAAUGUAAAAUAGUUUCAAGACGUUAGUUCUCUGAAGAUGUUGCUCACGUAGCCAACGUAGCCCUCUCUUAAGAAUAACCGUGAAGUGUGUACUCCCAAGGUGGCCUCUGCCUCGAUGCUGCCCCCGCGGACCCUUCGGGACCGCAGCUGCGCUCCGGGCAGCGUCACCGUGAAACGCUGCCCCGUGUGCUCCUCUGCCUGCAGGUGGAAGUAACCACACGUGUUUUGAAUUGAUGUUGCCCUAGAAUGUAAAGGCCAACCACGAUUCCCUGCUUUGUGUGAACAGCAUGUGUGUCACCCCCCAAACGAAUCUUAACUCCUGCAAGAUGGGCAAGAAGCAACUCGGUUGUCAGAGAGGGAAACACCAGCUCUUUGGUUGUUUGGGAUAUGACUUCACAGGAUAAAUGAUAAGGGGUUAACUUGUUACUUAUAAGUCAUCCUGAAUUUUCUAUUUUUCCCUGCUUCUAUAGUGAAAUGAGCUUAGCCGUCAAGGAAAACUUUUAUCGAUCUGAAAAAAAAAAAAAAAAAAAAACAACAAUCAAACACCGUAUCUUGAAUUUAA